Molecule: messenger RNA, 2619 nt
Organism: Hibiscus syriacus
Lineage: Eukaryota; Viridiplantae; Streptophyta; Magnoliopsida; Malvales; Malvaceae
Product: granule-bound starch synthase 2, chloroplastic/amyloplastic-like
Exons: 9
Coding region: 21-2279 (752 amino acids)
Molecular function (GO): alpha-1,4-glucan glucosyltransferase (UDP-glucose donor) activity
Source: RefSeq, a predicted model, not a curated record
AGUUUGUAUUCCACUAGGCAAUGGCGUCCGUUGGCGGCUCUUCGACUUCCAUCAUUGAAAGAAAAAGUAGAAACGUUCUCACUUCCCCAACUUUUAAACCAAGAAAGAUCGAAAAUUUGGCUGUUUUUAAUGGUUCAACAAGUGGGGGUUCUUUGUUCUUCAAUAAAGGGCAGCUUUGGAGGUUUAAGUCUGUGCCAGUAGCGGGUUCCCGGGAUGUUGUUGGUGGCACCGGUGAUGACCCAGAUGAUUCACUCCAGGAUACAAUUGAGAAGAGAAAGAAGGUUCUUGCCUUGCAAAGAGACUUCUUUCAACAGAUUGCAGAAAGAAGGAAAAUGGUUUCAUCCAUAAAAAGUAGUAUUACAGACCUAGAUGAAGAUGAAAAUUUUCUUAAGCAGAAGGAUAAGUCUCUUCCCAGUAUGGAUUUCGCUUCAAGCAGCCCUGUUAGAAUGGAUGAAGAAAAAAUUGAGAGCAUUUUUUCUUCAAGCAGUCAUGUUACUUCAACUAUGGAGGACAUAUCGGAGAUCCAACCCUCAGAUAAAGUUGGAGAUGAACCUGAAGUGCAUUUGCCUUCAGAAAAGGCCUCCUCCAAUUUAGAUUCUACCCAACAGUUGGAAACCACUGAUUCUAAAGCAUUUAAGUCUAUCACGCUUCCUUCUUUUCCCUCGAGUUCCUCCUACCCUGCCCAAGUUACAGCUGUAGAGAAUGAAAAUUCGACCAAAACAGACUCGGGAGUGGUUGGUGAGGUACAUGAUCCUGCCGUUGAAGUUGAAAACCCCCCACCACUGGUGGGUGCAAACGUCAUGAAUAUUAUAUUAGUAGCUGCAGAAUGUGCUCCAUGGUCUAAAACAGGUGGCCUUGGAGAUGUUGCCGGUUCUUUACCAAAGGCUUUGGCUAGACGUGGACACAGGGUUAUGGUUGUGGCACCUCGAUAUGCUGAUUAUGCUGAACCGCAAUACAUAGGAGUUCGAAAGAAGUAUAAGGUGGAUGGUCAGGAUAUGGAAGUAUCAUAUUACCACGCCUAUAUUGAUGGUGUGGAUUUUGUUUUCAUGGAUACUGCUAUGUUUCGCCAUAUGCAGAAUGACAUAUAUGGAGGAAAACGACAGGAUAUUCUGAAGCGCAUGGUGUUGUUUUGCAAGGCAGCUGUCGAGGUUCCUUGGUAUGUACCAUGUGGAGGUGUCUGCUAUGGAGAUGGAAAUCUGGUUUUCAUUGCUAAUGAUUGGCAUACUGCCUUAUUGCCAGUCUACUUGAAGGCUUAUUAUCGAUACAAUGGUUUGAUGUCCUUCACUAGAUCCAUUCUCGUUAUCCAUAAUAUUGCUCACCAGGGUAGGGGGCCUUUGGAGGAUUUCCGUUUUGUCGGUCUACCAGAUCACUACUUGGACCUUUUCAGGUUAUAUGACCCUGUUGGUGGUGAGCACUUCAAUAUCUUUGCAGCAGGGCUAAAGACUGCUGACAGAUUGGUUACUGUUAGCCAUGGAUAUGCUUGGGAGAUUAAAACUGUGGAAGGUGGUUGGGGUUUACAUGGGACUAUAAAUGAAAGUGACUGGAAAUUGCAAGGAAUAGUGAAUGGAAUCGAUUCGGAGGACUGGAAUCCACAACAUGAUGUUCACCUCAAAUCAGAUGGUUAUACUAACUACUCCAUUGAAACACUGCAGACCGGCAAGGCUCAGUGCAAGGCAGCCUUGCAAAAGGAACUUGGGUUACCUGUUCGUGACGAAGCGCCGCUGAUCGGUUUUAUUGGGAGACUGGAUCAGCAAAAGGGUGUUGAUAUAAUUGCUGAGGUAAUUCCCUGGAUGAUAGACCAGGAUGUGCAAUUAAUCAUGUUAGGCACUGGCAGACAGGACCUGGAAGAGCUGCUUAGGCAGUUUGAAGCCCAAUAUCAUGACAAAGUCCGGGGAUGGGUAGGGUUUUCUGUACAGACAGCUCAUCGUAUAACGGCUGGGUCGGAUAUCUUGCUCAUGCCAUCGAGAUUUGAGCCCUGUGGACUGAACCAACUCUAUGCUAUGUGCUAUGGAACAGUUCCUGUUGUUCAUGCCGUCGGUGGGUUGAGGGACACGGUGCAGCCUUUUAAUCCAUUUGAAGAGUCGGGGCUCGGUUGGACAUUUGAUAGCGCGGAUGCAAGUAAGUUAAUAUAUGCAUUAGGGAACUGCUUAUUGACAUAUCGUGACUACAAAGAGAGUUGGGACGGACUCCGAAGACGGGGUAUGAUGCAAGACCUCAGCUGGGAUAAUGCUGCUCAGAAAUAUGAGGAAGUCCUUGUUGCUGCCAAAUACCAAUGGUGAGCUAUUUGUUCUCACUGAACCAUCUAUGAUUUUGACUUUCUAUCCAUUGCCGAGUCAGUUGAUAAUAUGGUGGAAAUCCCGACCGAAUUGAUAGCUGAGUCGGUUGAGUUGGCAGAAAUUCUGGUUUGAAGUAAUUGCAGCGUAUGAGCUUGUUCCUGAAGAUGCUGCUGGUGCUCAUAAAUAACAUUGGGAUAUUCCCAUUUUUAGUUUUUUUUUCGUUCAGUUUUCUGUUCAAGGUUAGUGGAAAGCUUACCACUUCCAUUGUAAAUAUGAGGUGAGCUUGUUGGUUAUCCAAAUAAAUUUCUAGUACGGGUGUUUUAUGUUGCGGAAUACGGCUAUC